UCUCUUACUUUCAAGAACUACAGUAUUCUUAGUGACAUAGCCAAUUGCUAUACACUUUUAUCACUGUAAAUAUACUACGGCUGGCAUGGCAUGCCACCCCAAGAAAAAGAAGAAGAAGAGGAGGAGGAAGAAGAAUGAUGAAAUAAAUAAAUAAAACACCCCACCCAAAUUCAAAGGUAUGCUAUAAAUAUCCCAUCAUCACUCAUCAGUGUUGUGCUCUCCAAGACCAAGAGACGAGUACAGUUACAGUACACCCCUCUUGAUUCCUCUCUUCUACUCUUCUGUUUCUCUCCUCUUUGAUCCCCUUUCUUUCUGCAUUACUGCAUAAUUACACGAUCUCAUCUGGUUGGUUGACAGAACUCGCUCGCUAGCUUCCAUAUAUAAUUAUCAAAUAUACUAGUAGUACAACAAAAAAAUUAGGCAGAUAGUAGGUGAGGCAUUAGACAAUUACAUCUCCCAGAAUGCCUGCAGUCGUCGACCUUGCUUGUUUAUCAUGUCUGUUGCUUCUCAUAUCCUCCUCCUCUACGGCCACAGCUUGUGAUCGCUGCGUCCACAGCACCAAAGCUGCUUUCUUCAACAAGGCAUCUGCACUUCAAUCUGGUGCUUGUGGGUAUGGCUCAAUGGCCACAAGUUUCAACGCUGGCCACCUUGCGGCUGCUGUUCCUGCCAUUUACAAAGAUGGAGCAGGUUGCGGCGCAUGUUUUCAGAUAAGAUGCAAGAACACACAGCUCUGUACCAAGCAAGGGGCCAAGGUGAUCGUCACGGAUCUUAAUAAAAACAAUAAUGAGACGGAUUUUGUGCUUAGCAGCAGAGCUUUCAGGGCCAUGGCUGUGCAGGGCAAGGAUCAAGACAUUUUGAAGCUUGGCAUCCUUGACGUCGAAUACAAGAGGGUUCCUUGUGAUUACAGAAGGAAUCUGGGCAUUCGCGUGGAAGAAUCAAGCCAGAAGCGUAGUAAUUAUCUAGCCAUUAAGUUCUUGUACCAAGGUGGCCAGACGGAGAUCGUGGGUGUUGAUGUGGCUCAGGUUGAUUCACCAAAUUGGACUUUCAUGAGCCGAAACUACGGCGCUGUCUGGGAUAGCAGCAGAGUUCCAAGCGGGGCGUUGCAGCUCCGGGUGGUGGUGACGGCUGGCUACGAUGGCAAGUUUGUGUGGGCUAAAAAUGCGUUACCUGCGGAUUGGAAGAAUGGGAUGGUCUACGAUUCCGGUGUCCAGAUCACUGAUGUUGCUCAAGAGGGUUGUUCUCCUUGUGAUGAUGGAAGCUGGCCAGCCACCGCCCGUUUAAUAUAAUCUCUUCCCCACCGCUCGUUAAACUUCAGUAAUUACCCACUGAUGUUGCUUGCUUACUGAAUAAACAUUAAAGCUUGGUUUAGAUUUCCUGCACUUACUUUUACUCACUACUACUGUUCUUGUUUUAUAUAUGUAGUGGUUAAGGGUUUUGGGAGUUCGCAGUAGCUACUGCAAUUAUUAUUUGUUAGUGUUUCCUUUCCACAACUCUGGGACAAGCUGAAAGUGGAGGGAGAAGUGUAUUUGUUUUCGUUGCCAAAUAAGAAGCAGAGCGUACAUGAGGAGGGUCGGCAUUCGCAUUUCCCAUCAUAGCUAGGAAAAGUUUUGUGCCCCUGUAUAUUCUACACUUUGUAUUGUGACUUUUAACACACUAGGAGGUGGGUACCGCGAUUGCCCAGAAAUGUGUAGGAUUGGUUAGCGCAAGUCAAAAGGCAUGAAGUGCUUAGGAGGAAUUUUGUCUGAGAAAAACUUGAUUGUUUAUAUACUUAUUGAUUUUUUGGUUUGCAUUGACCGUA
Coffea arabica (coffee) is the source of this 1798-nucleotide messenger RNA. Its product is annotated as expansin-like A2. Gene Ontology annotation, cellular component: plant-type cell wall; extracellular region; plasmodesma. Lineage: Eukaryota; Viridiplantae; Streptophyta; Magnoliopsida; Gentianales; Rubiaceae. The record is from RefSeq and is a predicted model, not a curated record.